This is a messenger RNA of Necator americanus (New World hookworm), 522 nucleotides long. RefSeq lists its product as uncharacterized. The record is from RefSeq and is a predicted model, not a curated record. Lineage: Eukaryota; Metazoa; Nematoda; Chromadorea; Rhabditida; Ancylostomatidae. The transcript has 3 exons. Bases 1 to 522 code for a protein of 173 amino acids.
AUGGCUGUGGUCGACCCCCAUCACCAACGAAGUCAAGCUGCGAGUCUAUCCGCAAUUCGCCCCAUCAUGAUGAACGGACCAGACUUGGGCAGCACAACGGUUAUGGAGAGGCUUAACUGCACGGGACGAAAACUGCUUAGACGGCUACUUGGCUACUUUUGGCCUCAGACAUCAACAUCUGGCACCCCAUCGAAAGUGGCUAAGGUAAAUCGUCUUCGCUUCUUCGGUCAUAUAUUAAGGAGACCGGCAGAUCGCCUUGUUCAACGAGUUCUGAGGAGUUUGUCGGGUUCGAGCUGGAAGAAGCCACCUGGCCGAAAACGGAAGUUCUGGACUGAGAUGAUGAAAGAGGACCUGAGGACACUCGGCGUGGAUAGAAUAUGGAAUAGCGACGAAUGGAUUGAUUCUGUGCAAGCUCUCGCAGAUGAUCGAGAAGGUUGGGCAGAGCUGAGUUCAAGCUGGCACACCUCGGCGAAGAUGCGGGUAAUCGCGUCAGGCGAUGACAUCAGCCCUCUGAUUAAGUGA